AUGGGCUACAGGGGGUUGAAGGCCAUAGCUGCGCUGUGGACCCUCCUCACCGCCGGCAUCAGGGGCCCCGGCGCCCCCACCUGCAGCCGGCCGCUGGUGCUGUGCCCGGCAUCGCUGGUGGCCAACUGGGGCGCCGAGCUGAGUCGGUGGCUGGAGGGGCGGGUGGCGCCGGUAGUGGUGGACGAUACAAGGGGGGAAAAGGUGAAGGAGGUCCUCGCCACCUUCGGUAGCCGCGUCGUCAGGUCGGGGGGUAGGGGAGGUGGGGGUGUUCAUCGGGCCCAGCAGUACCAGGUGCUGGUGAUGGGCUACACCACUUUCCGUAUGCACAGGGAGGCGGUGGUACGGAAGGGUGUGGACAUUGUCAUAUGCGACGAGGCCCACACGCUUAAGAAUGGAGAGAGCCAGCUCACCAAGGCGGUUGCCGGUCUCCCCGCGCGCAUGCGGCUGCUGCUGUCGGGAACUCCCAUUCAGAAUGAUCUGGCAAGUGCGGCAGGUUGGAGAGAGGGGGGAAGAAGGGGGAGCAGUGUAGAGGGGUACGGUACGGCGACAGUACGGUAUGAGGGGGUGAUGACCGAGUUCUACACGCUGUUCAAUGUUGCCGUACCGGGGCUGCUCGGGGAGCCCUCCGCCUUCCGACGCACCUUCGAGCACCCCAUCCUGCGGGGGCAGGACGCGGACGCCAGUGACGCCGAGGUGGCGGUGGGGGCGGAGAGGUCGGCGCAGCUACUGCAGCUGUGCGGCCGCUUCAUGCUGCGCCGUACAUGCGGCCUGAUGAAGAAGUACCUGCCGCCCAAGGUGGAGCAGGUGGCAGUCCUCGAGAUGAUGCUGAAGGCGGUUCGCGAGGGGGGCAGCGGGGACAAGGUGGUGCUGGUGUCCAACUACACCGAGGCGCUGGACGUGCUGGAGGUGAUGUGCCGUACUCACGGCUGGGUGAGUUUGCGCCUUGACGGCAGCUGCUCAGUCAAGUCCCGGCAGCCCAUCGUGGACACCUUCAACGACCCGUCCCACCCGUCCUUUCUGCUGCUGCUCUCCUCCAAGGCCGGGGGAGUGGGACUGAACAUCAUCGGCGCCAACAGGCUGGUGCUGUUCGACCCGGAUUGGAACCCCGCCAACGACCUUCAGGCUAUGGCUCGCGUCUGGCGGCAGGGGCAGAAGAAGAAGGUUUGGAUAUACCGCCUGCUUACCACGGGAACCAUCGAGGAAAAGGUGUACCAGCGGCAGCUAGCCAAGCAGGGCCUCAGUGCGGCCGUGGUGGACGACACGGCCGCGCAGAGCAGGACAUUCAGCCAGGACGAGCUCAGGGCGCUGUUCGAGGUCAACACCACCACCAUGUGCGACACCCACGGAGCCAUCAAGUGCAGCUGCGACGGCAGCGCAGCAGCAGCGCGAGCCAAGCAGGAGCAGGCCAAGAGGCAACAGCAGGCGGCGGCUGCGGCGACUGCUGCGGCGGAGGCAGCAGUCGAGGGACAACAGGGCAAAGACGACGACGACGAUGACGAUGGCACCCUGGCUAAAGGCGCUUCAGGGCCCCCAGCAAAUAAGGACAAGGGCAAGGGCGAGGGCAAGGGCAAGGGCGAGCAUGAGGGUGGUACGGUGGAUGACGGCAUCAUGCAGUGGGCCCAUCUAGCCAGCGUCGCGGAUUCCGUGGAUCCAAUUUGGCAAGGCGUGUCGUCCUGGCUGAGAGACAAAUUCACGACGUACCUUUUCAGCGACCAUAUUAUUAACGACAGCCCGAAGGAGGGGGUGGAGGUGGAGGACGAGGAGGAGGCGGGGGAAGAUGUGGAGGGAGAGGAUCCAGUGUGCGACGACAUUGACUACGGCGACUACGAAUGAGCGGCAAGGGAUGGGGAGGAAAGAGUUGUGCCGGCGCGCGUGGUUUGCGUGCGUUGUGAUUUGAGAAGUUUGGGAUUCCUACAAGCGUUUGCACAUGCGUGCGAGCCUUUGUGAAGGGGGCGUGCGCUUGAAUGGCCGUGUGCGAGAGAAUAUUUGGGGUGCACCUGGGGAGCUUGCUGUGGCAUCCAAGCUGCAGGUUGAAAAGGUUUGCCCAACAAAUGAUUUGCAGGUGUGUUUCCGCAGGAUGAGGCUGACUAUCGGCACCGUGUAGGUGUGCAAAAUGGCAGACCUGGCGGAACCCAGGGAAAGGAUGGCCAAAGUGGCAUAUAUGGUGAUAUAGUCUUAUGUAGGCAUUAAACAUGUGCCAUAGACGUGGGAUAGUGCAGCCCUGCAGUCAGCACUGCUUCGUUGCAGAGAAGGAAUAGUUACUUUAAUAAGCGAAAAGUUG
Messenger RNA from Volvox carteri f. nagariensis, 2281 nucleotides. RefSeq lists its product as uncharacterized. The transcript has 11 exons. The record is from RefSeq and is a predicted model, not a curated record. Lineage: Eukaryota; Viridiplantae; Chlorophyta; Chlorophyceae; Chlamydomonadales; Volvocaceae. Bases 1 to 1833 code for a protein of 610 amino acids. Gene Ontology annotation, molecular function: ATP binding; DNA translocase activity; ATP-dependent chromatin remodeler activity. Gene Ontology annotation, cellular component: nucleus. Gene Ontology annotation, biological process: double-strand break repair via synthesis-dependent strand annealing; reciprocal meiotic recombination.